CAGCUCUUUAAUAUGUAUGAUGAGAGCUUCCUCUACGGCCAAUCACAUCUAUCUGAUCCCCCUCAUGUGGUGUCUAUGCUUCUCUCUCUAUAUAUAAAUAUAUGGGAGUUUAUACACAUGGGUGUAGGUGCAUUACGCCUGGUGCCUGAAUCUCUGCGCUUGAGAGUCUGCUAUAUAUAUAAACUGAUUUUUUAAAAUAUAUAUUUUAUUCAUUUGUUUAGUUUUUUUUUUUUAAAUAUAACUGGAACACUAUAUUAUAUACAAUUUUGGGGGCAAGAAACUUUGAAAUUACCAUUCCCCCCUCGUAAUAUCCAGCAGCGGGGUAACGAAGAUCAUAAAAAGAAAGACAAAACAAAACAACUUUUCUUCGUUCACUAUCACUGGUCAUGGCGUCUCGAUCAUAAGGAUUCAUGGACGCAAAACACCAAGUCAGAUGGGACAACGUUAUUUAAAGGUAAUAUAUAUCGUCUUAUGCCAAUUUUAUUCUAAUUCUAUUGUUUGCGCUUAAUGCUUUUUAAUUAAAAUUCACGUGGAUUCACUAAUCACUAGUAAAAUUAAGUAUGGAUCUAAGACAGGAGUGGUGAUUCUGCGCAAUUGGUACUUUCGAUAUCAAGAUCCACAGAGCUUUGGGUUGGAUUGCAUUAAAUUGGCCAUUUGAUUAACAAAAUAUUAGAGAAAAAAUUGGCGGAAUUGUUUAAUAUGAUUUGUUUUAUCAGAAAGUCUCUAUCUAUUUAUCCAUCUAUCUAUCUAUCCAUCCAUCCAUCUAUCUAUCUAUCCAUCUAUCUUUCUAUUGGUCUAAUUGUAAUUUGCUCAUAAUUGGGUGCUCAUGGGGAUAAUAUACAUUUUGAGUUCCAGACAGCUUUUGCAAUAUGUUGAUCACCAUGUUGGCCCAUAAAGGGUUAACCCCUUUGUCUGAAAACUUUAUCGAUCCUGUGUUUUGUUGGAGGGGGGAGGGUGUGUGUGUCUGUCUGUCACCCUGUCAAUAUAAGGCAGGGAUCCCCAGCUUUGAGCUAUGUAUUCAGUGGCCUUGGCCAGGCCGACGAGUACGCUAGGGCUUGCUAAUAUUGCUGAUAUCGCUUUGCUAUUUCUCUAAAUAUAACAAAUGUAAAAAAUAUACCAUUAUGGCAUCCCUGAAAUCCAUAAUAUUGCCUCUUUUUUUCUUGUACAAUAGAUUGUCUUUGGGUUUUUGUUUUUUUGGAGCGUGCUGACAGUCCAAGUUUGUAAGCCCCUCUGGCAUGCAAAGAGUUAAAUAACAGACGGCUAUUAGCAAAGCAACAUGUUGAUGUAGUUGUAACAGCGCGGCUAGGCUCGGAUUCCAUCCACAUUUGGACGGAUAGAUAGUUUGUUGAUCAUUUAAGUUUGGGAAACGGAACAUUCUAAAUGUUUAACCCUCUGUGCGCCGACGGUGUCGUUUCCCCUUACAGCAAUGCAAACAUACUGUGGUGAGCUAGCAGAUCUUCUUUUCUGCUUAAAGCGGCUUUAUGUUGGCAGGUGAGCUUACACUUUAAUGGCCAAUUGCAAAGGUGCUAAAAAUCUAUUUUAUUUAAACAUACAUAGAGAUUUGGAAUAGUGCACAAGUAACUUUUUCCUUCCUGUUAUUAAUUCACCUGUUCACGUUAAUGAGGAGGGCACACCUUCCCUUCCUUUCUGAACACAAAGAGUUAAUCCCCUGAAUCUUCCUGUAUGCUUUGACCUGAUGUUCUUUUCGAUUUUUUUUUUUUAUUAGAAUCUUGAAUUUGUUACUGGCCUCAGCUGGAAAGAAAUUUGUGACACGGAUGCAUUUAGUUCCACAACAGAACACAUUAUCACACUCCUAUGACCUGACCCCCUCCUCCAUCCCCAACCUCGCUCUGCCAUGUUAGAUUGGAUCUGUAGUGAAGGCAGCUAUAUAUUGAUGAUAGAGGAUGCUACGGCACAGUGACCCCCAUCACCCCAAUUUAUUUUAGAGUUUGUUUGAUUUUCUUUGAUAUAACCAGGAGACACCUAGCGAAAAAAAGAGGAAAAGUCACAAAACGCUCCCUGAAUGGAGCUAAUUAGCAAGAUUAGAGACUGGUACCCCACACUAACGAACUUUAAUUCUUUAGCACAUUUCAGCCUCUGUUAGAGCGAUCACUGACAUUCCGGGUAGUUGAAGACACUUUAAAUCCAUUAUAUAAUUAGCAGAUUGACCUGAAACACAUUGUAGAGUAACGAGUUAAUCGUUUACUAAAUUGGAGGAAGUGGAUUAAAGGACAGGGGCAAUUCAUGAAUGGACCACAGCUUACAAAACAUUUAAAAGGGUGCUUGGGAGUCCCUGUACAGAUUACUGUGAUCAACAUUAUCUUUUAGAAAUCAGCCAGUUGUACUAAAAGCCUUUAAAUUGACUGUGUAGCUGUGUCUUUUAGAGGAACUCUGUCUGUGAAAUGUCAGAGAAUUUGAAAACGUAUUAUUAAGUCUUUAUGAAAGUAUUUAUUUUAAUUUAUUUUUGUAAAUAUGUGUAUAGCAGAGUCAAUUAACUCAGAGCAAAAAAAAAAAAAAAGAAAGAAAUAUGAUUAGUUAUGGGGGGAAAAAAACAACAGUUCAAAUUUUUUAUGUAUUAACUCCCAUUUAAAAAUGUAGAAAAAGAAACAGAGAUUGCUUACAAAGCUAGAAUCAAAAAACAAAUUGCUUCUUUUUUGUAGUAAAAAAUAAAUUGAAUUCAAACUUUUAUCCACUUUGACACGAGAAACAAUGAAACUGGCACUUAAAUGUUUGAUAAGUAAUUAAUUUAAUAGUGUCUAAGCAGCCCGAACAUAUAGAAACUGCUUUUAAUACAUUGAAUGUAUACGUCCAUAUGUUGCUUUUCAGUGCGGAAGCAAAUGUCAGUGUUUGUUGUUGAAAUGGAUUUAACUGUUUGCUUACAACAAAACGGCAGUAUAACAACAAAACACAGACAAAAAAAAAACAAUCACAUAAAACAAUCACAAAUCGCAAACAUAAAAGGAUAUUUAGUUAGAAAGAACCACACACAUAUAUUAAAAACAACAUAUAUUACAUACAAUAAAUAACAUAAUAUUCUGAUGGAAAAUAUAAUAUCAUUAAUAAUAGCAAUGACAAAACACAUAACAAGUACAAACAGAAAUAAUGUUUAUAAUGCAUUAUACAUUAUAGUGUACAUUAUUACUGAUUACAUUUUUAUUUGUUUCAAAGCUGGUAUAUAAUUUAUAGUUUGUUUGUUUUGUAACCAAUUCCAGCUGUUAUCAUUUUGCUUAAAUAUUUAUAAACUAUUAAGAUAUUGCUCUAUUUAGCUGUGAAAGUACAGAUACAAAUAAAUGUAACUUUAUUUAAAAAAAACUGUACAAAAAAUGCUCUUAUAAUGCUGUUUUUUUUACUAAUGCAUUAUUAAGCGCAAAUGCUAUUUUCAACAAGUAGACAAAGUAUUUUUUUUUAAUUGGUAAAAUUCAGCUACUUAAUGCCCCCUCCACCUCUUUUUUUUUUUUUUUUUACUUCCCCGCGAAAAUAUAAUCUAGCCUUUGGUAUAUGAGAUUUCUCUCUGUUGUUCCGUUCCUCCAGUAUGCUUGGUUAGAAUAUAAUAUUUUCUGGCCUUCUGCACAUUUCAUUAAACUAUAAACUUGUAUAAUGCGGCCCUUGUGAGCAACAUAACUGCUUAUAAUCGAGAAAUCAGCAAACAUAAGCUCGUCGCCUCUUAAAUAUUUGUUUCACAAUACCCACGAGUUGUAUACUGGUAAAGAGAGGCAGAACAACAAUGCCCAGGGUAGUUAUAUUGAUCAUAUCCAUACAUCUUUGAAGAUUCUAGUUGGGGAUCUUCAAACGGCACUAAUGGGCAAAGAAUCGCAUCAAAGACAAUGAGAAGUUUGGAACUUUAUAGCCAAUUUGUCACAAACGAGCCUUGGAAUAGAACUGGCUUACUCAAUAUUUAAGUACAUCCAGUCCACAUAGUCUUCUUUCGUAUCAGCUUUUUCGUAAUAAAUCAGAAUAAAAAUGAUCUUGUACUCCCAUACCGUCCUAUAUAUUCCCCAAUGAAAAUAAUAAGAUAUGUUCUUUUUUUAUAUUAUUUUAUUCGUAGACGUUGAUAAUAGCAAAAUAACUAUAUAGUCCAAACCUUAGCUACGCCACAAGGGAUGAAUCGUAAAGUAAAGAGGAAAAGUUUAGACGAUCUGGUGUGUUCGAUAUGAUUUAUGAAACAAGAUAGAGUUUGUCUCGUAUGUUAAUUAAACUACUGCCUGCUAAACUUUCCCUGAAGGUUAAAGUUAAACUUGCUUUAGUUUCAUAAAUUUAUAGAAAUCAGGUAUAAUUCUAAAAGCUUUCUGGUGACAAAACUGAUACAAAAAAACAUAUUUAUUAACAAUGCAGAUUCUCAAAAAUAUACAACUUUUUUUCUUGCGGAUAAAUACAUUGAAGAUCUGUUUUUGAGGAUUUACCCUAGUAUUUGGUAAAAAAAUCUUUCAUGCUGUCUUGUAUAUUAUUCUUUACCAGUUUGCUAAUACAAUGCACAUAGCUACUAAAUAUGUGUUUUACACACCUUAGACAGCUACUACAUUUAUGUUGUACACACCUUAGACAGCUACUACAUUUAUGUUUUACACACCUUAGACAGCUACUACAUUUAUGUUGUACACACCUUGGACAAAGUUGUUUAAAUGGCUGUUAUUAUUUUUUCAAUAUAUAUUUAUUACUUUUGUGCAUAAAAUUUUGUAAAACAUGUUAAACCUUUGGCAUGUAAUAAGCACAAUUGUGCAUAUGUGUGUGUAAAUAUCCACAAAUGCACACCUGUGUGUUUUUAUGUUGUGUUCAUAUAUGUGUGUGUGCGUGUUUGUCUGUGUCAGGCAUGCUAUUAUCUGUUGUCGAGAGUUGAUGUAUUGUGUGUUAUGUAGACAAAAUGAUAUAAUGUAUUUUUCACAUCACCCUUCUCAGUAGCUCUGGAAUCCAAUCUAUAAGAUUACAUUACUGGUUAGCAAUGAAAUCCAGAAAUCCAAGGCACCUGGCAAACCUAAUCAGAUGAAUUCUCAGGCCUUAGUACAGAGAGGGGACAUUUUAAUCCAGUUUCCCUCAUGACAAUAGGUGUUCCCAUUUAUCAUGUCUUCCCCUCCACCCACACCCAUGUUGCUGUGGACUAGCAAGGAAACAGAGAGAGAUGACAUAUGUGUUCUCUCUGGGAUAAUUCACUUGCCAUGAGUAGCUCUUGUGUUAAAUCGCAAUGACAAUGCCUGAUUUGGAUCUGAUUAGCACAGAAUAGGGAACACAGGGGCAUUCUUAAUCUCCCCGCGUCCCGCUACCUAGCUGGAUGUGACAGUUGUAACCUGCGUCUUUUUUGAGCCUUAAAAUACGUGCUCAUAAGCUAAUCUGCUAAUUCUUCAUGUAGCAUCUUGCCUGCAGAGCUUACGUUCUAAUGCUGAAAUCCAGGACUGGCUAAGCAUCAUGGUUAUAAAGCACUUGAAACCCCUAGGUUAGGUAUCUCUGGUCUAGAAAAAAAAACGUUAUACGUGAACAGACUUCUUCCUGAAGUCAUGGGUAUGAUUGCUGUAGGGAUUUAACCAGACAGAUAAAUUUGAAUAGAGGUAUCUGGGAUACCGAGCUUGUCAUUGCUCUUGAAAUAUGGCUGUCUUACCCCAGUGACCAAUUUAAUUCAGCUGAUCUGCCCCCCUGGGGUUUACUCACUAAACUUGGAAUUGUAGUGAAAUAAAAUAUGAAACUGUGAAAUUUAAAAGAAAAUAUUCAAGCAUUGACUUUCUUUCAAAUGGUGGAUUUUUCCAUAUCGUUUUGUCCUAAAUGUUGCCCUUCAAAUUUGGAUUCUCUAUCAUUUAGCGUUUAGUGAAUAAACCCCAAUGUGUUUGUACACUCUAAAUAUGAAAGGAUGAUCCUUGCCAACUAAGGUACAUGCCGAUUUAAUAUCAUGGAUUUAACAUUUCUUAGUUAAACGUUGUCCCCAGAGCUACUGUACAGAGUCGAGGUUAAAUAAGAACUAAAUCACUGAACAUUUCCUCAAGGUACUUUUAACUCCCAUCAAGCACAGACAGCAGGGAAAAGUGUUAACUCUGUGAGUUUAACCCAAUUUCAUACGUAGAUUUUAAACGCCUCUAUACUCUUGGUGGUAAAUGAGGACACAGAGCAGGCCAAAAGUUUCAUUGAACUAAUUGUGGGGGGACUUUUCAAGUUUGCAAACCCCUUAAUUACAGGGAUUCCUGGUAAUGCGUGGAUAAGUGGACAGGUGGAAGGGCACUGCAAAUAGCGUGACAAUUAUAAUAAUGAUGGCAAUUAUGGCGAUAAAAUCAAUGAAUGAAGCGUGUGUUUAGUUUUCGCUAAUUCUCCAAUACAGUCUAGAAUCCAGAUUUUAUCAUUACCCAACUUAAUCUUACUGCUUUCAUUAACCUUGGAGGGUAAAUGACUACGUUUAGAAUCAAAACUACAACUGUGAGAUCAUAACUACAGAGCUCAUUAGCCACACAACAAUUUUUUAUUUAUUUAUAAUGUUGCAUAACAUUCUAACACAGAGUUACAGGACAGGAUGCUUCUCUGAGAGUGAUACAGAUAGUACUAUACCACAGGUAGUAUUGCAUCUUAAGCAUCAUAGUUUACAGCCAUGUACCACUAUUAUUUGUGAUAUUACGCCGAAAUCAGCAUUCGUUUUCAAAUAACAAAAAGUUCCGAAGUUAAACUUGUUCCGAAUACUCUUUGGAUUUGUGAAUAGCACAUCAACGGAUACUUAAAUCACCUGAAACAACUGUACUGAAUUUACUCUCUAAAUCAGUUCUAUUUAUUUUUUACGAAGGGAUAUUUAAUGCCAAGCUAGGUAUAUUAGAAAUGAGUUACCAGGUCAACUACAAUUCCAGUUUAGUCUAAAAUUGGCAAAUCCCUUGUCAAGUCUUCCUGAUUCAAAGUUAAGUGAGUGAACCCAAAAAGUCAUGUAUUAAGAUGUUUUACUGCCCCUGGCUACCAGGAUCUGACAAGAGCUUACAAUCUACAUGGAAAAGGUUGAGUGCAAUUAUAGACCUUAUAUGUUAAAGUAGAGCUGUCUAUUCUCUAGAAAUUACACCAUUUAAUAAAACAUUGAAAAUUAUCGAUAAUUCGAUAAUCGAUGAUUAUGUUCUGUUUUCUUUGAAACAUUUAUUAAAGAUUUAGUAAUUGAAUCACAAUCGAGUUUAGUCAAGGCAUAGCUACGGCACACAUUGCAAUGGAAGACAUGGCUUCUGGCAUCCCUUCUCUCCAUUUCUCUUGACUGACAGGUGCAAAGGACAGAACUUAUAACAAUGAAUGACAUUGAGUCGAAAUGGAUGAGCUCAGUUCCUAUAUGAGGCCGUAUGGACUUUCACAUGUAAUUUUAUUUUUCAGACCUAACAAACACAUUUUUGUUAAGUAAGGGGGACAUGUAAACAUCUCCUAAAUUCCGCUAAAACCUGAAUUGAAGUAAGCUGAAAUAUAGACAAACGCUUUUAUUCUUAAAUAGCUAAGCUACUAUUGCGGUAGCUGAGUUUGCGAAUUUUUCAAGUUCGAUGGUUUUACCCUAAAUUUUGCCAUUCGGUGUUCAAUUUGUUGCAAUCUGGAGGUUAGCGAUUAAACGCUAAUGUAUUAAAAUCCUGAGUAGUGAUUGUUCCCCUUUAAACACUUAGCUCUUAAAGGGUUAAGUGAUUUGGUGCUGCAGUUGUAACAGGAAAAAGCAUUUUUUGGGGAUUUUCCAAAGUCCUACGGAGACACCCACAGAGCUCAAACCUAUUCAGAGAGGAUACACAAAGCUUUUGGGUUGGGCUCCAUAUGUUUCGGGUGCUAGAGUCAGUGACAUACUGGCUAAUUUAAUAUACACCCCCUCCAGACCCCAUGCACUCUCUCCCCCUCCUCCUCCUCUGAUCCUCCCUCCCUCUGUCUCUCCUUCCCAUCCAUUUACCACCUGUCCUCUCUCAGGAGACCCCCGAGAGAAAAAUGCUUUUUCAUUUACAUCUAUAUUUAUGAAAUGUGCUGUUUUUCCCCCCAAGGCUCCUGGUCACAGCCCUGGGUGCUUUAUUUUACUUCCCCCAUUUGUACUACCUGUCAGUUCCACUUAGUUUGAGGGAGCGAGAUAUGUUCCGCACAAGAUAUCAUUGUCAGGAAGACGAGUUUAAUUUCUUCGUCAAAUUUCCACUCUCUGUCCAGUCUAUUCUUUAGUGCUUUUUUAUGUAUGUGUUAGUCUUUUUUUUUUUUUCCAUUACAAUUUUACAUUUUUACUUCUCAUUAUGAUUUUUAUAAAGAAUAUUUUCUCUACAUUUUUGUAUUAAUUCAGAAAUGACGCAGGUAAUAUGCAAGGCAGAGCACUAACCACCAAAAGGAAUAUUUUAUUAAUCACUGACACAUUUAAACUCUCUGUUUUUAAUUUGUAAUUUUUUUUUAUUAUUUAUUAUUAUUUUUGCUUUUAAAAAAAAACAAAAAAAAACAGUUCCUAAGCUUUUAAUAAUUUGUAUGCAUAUUUUUAUGCCUGCUUUCACAAAACUUGCACUUCUUGUCCCUGAGUCCUACACCAGUUAUACAUGUACACCUAGGGAUGGAUUUACCCUCCUUUCUACCCCAAGGCCAGUUUCCUCCAUGCUACCCAUAUAUAUAUAUAUAUAUAUAUAUAUAUAUACACGCACAAAGUUGGAUUAUUCAAUUAGACAUGUUACUGUGCCUAGUAUUAGUAGUGUGAUUGACUGGUGAAUAUGACUAGUUUGGUGGUCAGAUAAUAAGUGGGACAGGGCUGGAAGUUUGUGUGUGUGUGUGUGUGUGUGUGUGCAUGUGUGUGCAUGUGUGUGGAGGCUCCUUGUGGUCUUGUAUGUUAGUGGGAAUGCUGCUUGUCGGGUCGCAUUUGUGGAGUGGUCGCUUGUUGUGUUACAUCUUUGAGGGUAGGCUGCUUGUGGAGUUACUUGUUUUUGGAAAUGUUGAUUGUGGCGUUGUGUUGGGGGCGAUGGCAUGCUUGUAGGAUUGCAUGUGUGGGAGGGUGGUUGUUGUUGGAUUGUGUGUGUGGAUAGGGCUGUAUGCGAUGUAGUAUGUGUGUGUACAUGUAAAGUAUGUGGAUAGGGGCUGUAGUGUAUGGAUAGGAUUUGUAGUGUGUACGCGUUUAGAGGAUAGUGGCUUGUAUAUUUGGGGAUAUUGAGGCAGUAGGGAGCAUUUGGUAAGGUAGGCAAAGUUAGGUGAUUUUCAAUGUUUUAUUUAAUGCCACAAUUUCUAGAUAAACAGCAAUUAUGGAAACAAGACUAUAAAUAACAUGUCAAUAGCCAAUCAGAAUCUACGAUGGACUUAGUAGUUUCCAAACUUCUAUUAAGCAGAAAUCUGAAAAAACUACUUUAUGAUGCUCUGUACCCACCAUUCCUAAAGUUAUAUAGUCAUCUUUCUAUUCACUCUUAAUAAAAAACAAAACAAAAUUAUUUACUGGCUUAAUAUUGAUUAACACAUGUUGCCUAUACAUUAUUAAGGAAUAUUUUCAUCAUUCUUUUCUGUUUUUGUUUUUUUUCAGGGGUAAUGCCACAAGAACAAAACAUAUAUAAACGGAUAAGCAAGUAAAGCAUCCUGUCAUCACAUAUUAAAAAAGCUUCACACUCUCUUGCCAACCGAACCGUAAAGGUCACCUGCAAAACUCAUCUUGUAUGAUCUCGCAGGGUCUGUUGAUGACACCCGAGUACCCAUUGUAUUUCCGUAUACUUUCAAAGCACUUUAUUUAUAGAUCUGGGACAGCUGCAUAGCCCAGAAGAGAAUCUAUUAGAAAAUCACAUUAGAGGAAUGAUGUUAAAUUCGGAGCAGACGGAAAUCCCUGCACAUUCAGAGACUGAAUCUGUCUUCAGUGAUUGCGGUGGCAAUGGAAGUCUUAAUGAUUCAGGAGUUAUCAGCUUGUGUGGAGAAACACGGAUUUGUGAUGGCAAUGAUGUGGUGAAACGUGAGCUUCAGCACUUAAGUCGUGAGGAAAGGCGUCGGCGGAGGAGAGCCACAGCCAAAUACCGUACAGCACAUGCAACUCGAGAGCGCAUCCGAGUGGAGGCAUUCAACUUGGCUUUUGCGGAACUCCGCAAGCUACUCCCAACUUUGCCACCAGACAAGAAACUGUCCAAAAUUGAGAUCCUUCGAUUGGCCAUUUGCUACAUCUCAUAUCUCAACCAUGUUCUAGAUGUGUGAGACCUGAGAGGGGCGGUAAAUGGGAUUGAUUCUAAUCAGUUCCUUUUUAACUAAAGUGCUGCUUCUUUCAGCUAUGAACUAGAUCUUCUGGACAGUGAACAAUUACAGUGGGACUAAAUCUUUCUGUCGUUGACUUUUGUAGUCUCCCACCUAGAAUGUAAAGAUCCUGGUCCAUCAUAAACUGUCCAACUUGGCUGUUCCAAUGUUCUUCCAAGUCUGAUGAUGACCGGAAGAGACUUGCUUUCAUUGGAUUAAUUGGCACUUGUUGCAGUGAAAUAUUACUAAUUUAAUUCACCUAUUGUGACAUUCCCAAAUUCACUCCAUAAAAGCUUCAACGUUCCAUCACAAUUUAGACCCCAAGACCCCAAAGAGAACCCUACGGGAGUAUUUAGAGUUUGACUAGAGAAUUAACCCACUGCACAUGGUCUUCUCCUAAAUUAGAAGUAGGACCUAGUCAUGUCUAAAUUGCACUUCUACAUUAUAACAAAGUAUGGGAAUUACUAAAACUGUAAGCGGCAAAGACUGGCAAAAUGUGCCUUCACCAACUUUAUUUCACCUGCCCACAGGAUGCCACGAAGACCCUGGCAUGUCUAUCAACCUCUGGACAGGUCCGAUGCACAAUUUACAUUGAGGAUUAUGUGACAAGCCAAUUAUAUCUAGAUUAACAAAGACAAAGUUUCAGACUGUAUCCACUUAAUAGCUGAGGUUGUUAUUGUAUAGACUGUUGAUAACGAGGCUGGUUUUGUGUCUGUGCUGGCUAUUCGAUAUACCUGAGAUGGGUAACUCUCUGGAACUGCAGAUGUCUGUAAACUCUAUAUCUCAAAAUUCACGGGUCACAUACCUACAGUGGGACGGUUAGCCACCCCUAUACUGUACUGUUCUAAAUAUAAGAAACAACACAACAUACUAUAAACCUGUAAUGCCCACCUUACAAUACAGUGUCUUUAAAAAGGAUUGCUAAGAAUGUUAAGUAACAAAAUAACAAAGCCCUCACUGUGCCAAUACAGCACUGUUUGAAUGAUGGUUUUUUUGGAGUAGUGAAGGUUUAGAGGUACAUCACUCUACCACACGGUUACGAGAUACAUCACUGUUCCAAUACAGCACUGUUUGAAUGAUGUUUUUUUUGGAGUAGUGAAGGUUAAGAGGUACAUCACUCUACCACACGGUUACGAGAUACAUCACUGUUCCAAUACAGCACUGUUUGAAUUAUGUUUUUUUUGGAGUAGUGAUGGUUAAGAGGUACAUCACUCUACCACACGGUUACGAGAUACAUCACUGUUCCAAUACAGCACUGUUUGAAUGAUGUUUUUUUAUGGAGUAGUAAAGGUUUAGAGGUACAUCACUCUACCACACGGUUACGAGAUACAUCACUGUGUUCCCUCAUUAGGCAUCCCCUAACUCCAGUGUCCAUGUUUAUUGUUAGUUAAAUAUUAAGGUACAUUACAGGGUACACAUACAUUUAAAAAGUUAUGGACGGUAGCUCCUAGUACUAUUGACCAGAUAACAUAUUGCUCAAUGUGAUCAAAGUUAGUGUACAGAUCCUCAGGUGCCCAUAUUUAGAUCAUUACAUUAUCCGUAUGUACAACAGGAAACCCAGUCACCCUAGAUACCGCAGACUUUAACUACCGUGUCUAAAUCAGAGUGAUGGGAAUUACAGUUCAUUGCAAUCCAGCAUCAACAGUUAUGUUAGGGAACUAUUCACAGGGGAUAGAGUGUGUGUGUCUGUACCGUAGCACCUUAAGGUACAGUGCAGAGUACCCCUCUGCACUCUACAUUGUAAUGAAGCAUCAUUGUGCUUAGCACUGUACAUGUGCCAUUCUGUAAUGAAUGCAGUACCAUAGCUCCCUUUUAAACUAGCAGGAUUUCAAGAGUGAAUUGUAGGUUUAUUCUUCCUGUAUUAUCUGUAUGAAAGCCUCCAUUACUGGGCUUUUCUAAAACAUGUCCAGUAAAGACUUGGUCUCUAACCUCUUCUAUACCAUUAGCGUGGACCCAAUCCAUUAUCUUAAUGUAGAUGAACACAGCUGAAGGUGAUUGACACAUGAAAUGCUAGCAGUAAGUGGUUUAAGACUGCCGUAUACAAGUCCUUUCCCUCUUGUAUAUUUAAAAAAAAAAAAAUAAGAAUGUGCACUUUUCUUUUCCUAAAAAAAACAAACAAUAUAUAUUUUAUUAGUUUUUGGUCUGCUGAAAAAAAAUAUCCUAGUUCUUAAUUGUCUUUUUUUCUAAUUAUGCCAAUAGCAAAUGGGAUUCUUCAACGGGAUGUAAUUCAAAAACACAGGUAAUUUUUGUAGUAUUACAACUCAAUAAUAAUACGGUCUACACCCUUUCGCCCCACCUCCGCAUACUAUAGUAAGGCAAGGGGAAACAUUUUGGUUUAUUAACAUCUACAAAUUUCACUAUUCAAACUUUUCAGAGGAGCCCACGGAUCAUUAAGCAGAUAAAAUUAAGUUACCGAACACGAAUAUAGAAAUAGUAUUGUACAUUACUUGCACACGUGACGUCCAAUGCUUUGAUUGAGAUCUAUAGACCUUGGUAUAUUUAGCAUAGUUUGCUUGUAUAUAUAGUUACAUUAUUAAAAAAAAAAAUAAGCAUCAGCAGUGCACAUAACGAGAAGAGAUACAUUAAAAUUAUCUUCUCGAUUCACUGCCAUUCAUUUUCUAUAGAUCGUAGUGAAAAAUAGCCUCACCUAACGAUGACUGUCGUUAUUUGAACUGUUACCAAAACACGAGUAACUAUUUUAAUUACAAUACUUGGUGUAAAACUGUAAGGCACGGGACUAAAACUAAUUUAGUUACCGAUCUUCUCAAUUGUGAAGGAAAAUAGAAUUGUAUAUACAUUGUACUGUAUGUUGAGAGAUACACAACUUGUUCAAGGUGCUGUGAAUUCUCAAUAUGAGUCAGUAAAGGGGCCAAAUGAAACUUCAAAUUUUAGGACAACAUAGCUAAAUGAUUUACUUGGAAAAUGCUUCCAAUUUGUCUAAAUUGACCUAAUAUUUGCACUUAGUUUAUCGAAUAAAACCCAUAGUUUUUAAAAACUACUCCCUAAAUCUUCUGAUGUUAGAGAAUUUUACCAUUACGACUUUUUUUAACCUAGACAUCGAAUGUUGGUUGCAGACUCUCCACGACUCAAAGGGUCCAUAAUUUAAAGUAAACAAUUAUAGAAAGUUUAUAACAAGUUUAUAACAAGUUUGCAACACUUACAAAGUUUUUUUUUACUAAAGUGAAAAUCAAUGGUAAUUAUUAUUAUUAUUAUUAUUGUUUUUAUUUAUAAAGCCCCAACAAAUUUCACAGCGUGAAUUUUACAAUUUAGGCCAGAAUAGUCAAAUAAAAAAAAUUAUUCAAGUCAGGUGUUUUUCAGCUUGAAGUUUGGCUUGAAGUUUUGACAUAAAUGUCACUUUAAGUUUCCAGCAAUCCUCACUUUGGUGUAUAAACCAGUAAAUAAUACAUUACAAAGAAAUUAAAAUAUGUAUUCUGAUGGAUAUAUAUUCCCAUUACUACAGAAAAGGAUUAACAUCUCACUGGGCCCUAGGCAGUAAACCGGUUUGAAGCCCCUCUUGAUUCUUCACAUAGGGAUGGUGACUAGGACCAAGCAAAUUCAUGGUUCUUGGGUCCCCUACUUGACUCCUGGGCCCAGGCUGCUUAAAGUCGCCUUAUGGUUAAUCCUGCUCUAGAUAUACAAUCUAUGUCCGGAAAUCACUUCAUCGUAAUAUUUUAUUUAUUAAUAUUUUUCUUUCACACGAAAAAUAUAUUAAAAAAAAAAUGUCAUGCACAGUUUCUUUUUUUUAAAUUAAAUUAAAUUAAAUAAAAUUGUGGUUUUUAAGUGGCUAAAUAUGGAUGCUAAGUAUAAAAUUGUAUCUGAUUUUCUAAUUGUUGCCCAUCGCCUUUCCCUUGAUGCCCACUGCCAUAAUUUAAUCUUCAAUGGUUUACGGGGUAUGUGUGCCAGGAACUAUUUAUUUAUUUAAUUUAUUUAUAUAAAUCGAUAUUUAUUUGCUGUGUUGUGCACUUUUUAUGGAUCUUAAAAAAAAAAACAAAAACAAAAAAACAAAUGUGAUAAUUAAAAAUAAAAAAAUUGCUAUGUUUACCGGCUUCAGUGCUAAGGAAAGAGAAGCUGCUUUUAACUCUUACCUCCGUUCGGCAGCCUAAAAACUCCUUUGUUCUGUAGAAAUAUGUAUGUCUACCUUUGAAUGAGUCCUGAAAACUUAAAUCUGUCCAUAUUUUCACUGUUUUCUGUGUUUAGAGUGAAUAUGAACUAUUUAUGAUUUCAUAAAAAAGACAAAAGGAUUUGAUUAAAAAUGAAAA
This is a messenger RNA of Pelobates cultripes (western spadefoot toad), 14384 nucleotides long. Lineage: Eukaryota; Metazoa; Chordata; Amphibia; Anura; Pelobatidae. The record is from the annotation of a GenBank genome assembly.